CGCCGCCGCCACGCUCUCUCCGCCCGGCGUGCACGGAGCCUCGGCCGGGCGCGGAGGUGGUGCGGGAGCCAGGGGUGCGCAGACCCGAGUCGCCGCGCGUGACAGCCUGCCCGGGCCAGCAGCCGCCAAGAGCCCCGCACUUCGGAGGCCGCGGGACAGCGAGAACGACCGACGCGAAGGCGGGGUGGCCGUCGGGCAAGCAGGAGACCAUGGCCAAAACGGAGGUGAAAACAUCACUGCUGGACAACAUGAUUGGCGUUGGAGAUAUGGUUCUUCUAGAACCUCUCAACGAGGAGACCUUCAUCAACAACCUCAAGAAGCGUUUUGACCAUAAUGAAAUAUAUACUUACAUUGGAAGCGUGGUUAUAUCUGUUAACCCCUACAGGUCCUUGUCCAUUUAUUCUCCAGAGAAAGUGGAAGAUUACAGAAAUAGAAAUUUUUAUGAACUGAGCCCUCACAUCUUUGCCCUAUCAGAUGAAGCAUACAGAUCCCUCCGAGAUCAAGAUAAAGACCAAUGCAUUCUCAUUACAGGGGAAAGUGGAGCAGGAAAAACAGAGGCCAGCAAGCUUGUUAUGUCUUAUGUGGCAGCUGUUUGUGGAAAAGGAGCAGAAGUUAACCAAGUCAAGGAACAGCUUUUGCAGUCCAAUCCAGUCCUGGAAGCUUUUGGAAAUGCCAAAACUGUAAGGAAUGACAACUCCUCUAGAUUUGGAAAAUACAUGGAUAUUGAAUUUGACUUCAAAGGUGAUCCACUGGGAGGAGUAAUAAGUAACUAUCUCCUAGAGAAAUCUCGAGUUGUUAAGCAGCCAAGAGGUGAAAGAAACUUCCACGUGUUCUACCAGCUGCUCUCUGGUGCCUCUGAAGAGCUCCUCCACAAACUUAAGCUUGAGCGGGAUUUCAGCAGAUAUAACUACCUAAGCCUGGACUCUGCCAAAGUUAAUGGAGUGGAUGAUGCAGCCAGUUUCAGAACCGUUAGGAAUGCCAUGCAGAUUGUGGGCUUUAUGGAUCAUGAAGCUGAGUCAGUCUUGGAGGUGGUGUCAACGGUGUUGAAAUUGGGGAACAUCGAGUUCAAGCCUGAAUCGCGAGUGAAUGGCUUAGAUGAAAGCAAAAUCAAAGAUAAAAAUGAGUUAAAAGAAAUUUGUGAGUUGACUGGCAUUGAUCAGUCCGUUCUAGAACGAGCAUUCAGUUUCCGAACAGUUGAAGCAAAGCAGGAGAAAGUUUCAACUACACUGAAUGUGGCUCAGGCUUAUUAUGCUCGUGAUGCUCUGGCUAAAAACCUCUACAGCAGGUUGUUUUCAUGGUUGGUGAAUCGAAUCAACGAAAGCAUUAAGGCACAAGCAAAAGUAAGGAAGAAGGUCAUGGGUGUUUUGGACAUUUAUGGCUUUGAAAUUUUUGAGGAUAACAGCUUUGAGCAGUUCAUUAUUAAUUAUUGUAAUGAAAAGCUGCAACAAAUCUUCAUUGAACUCACCCUUAAAGAAGAGCAGGAGGAGUACAUACGGGAGGACAUAGAAUGGACUCACAUUGACUACUUCAAUAAUGCUAUAAUUUGUGACUUAAUUGAAAAUAACACAAAUGGAAUCCUGGCUAUGCUGGAUGAAGAGUGCCUGCGGCCUGGCACAGUCACUGAUGAGACCUUCUUAGAAAAGCUGAACCAGAUCUGUGCCACCCACCAGCACUUUGAGAGCAGGAUGAGCAAGUGUUCCCGCUUCCUCAAUGACACAUCUCUGCCUCACAGCUGCUUCAGAAUCCAGCAUUACGCUGGCAAGGUGCUGUACCAGGUGGAAGGAUUUGUUGACAAGAACAACGACCUUCUCUAUCGAGACCUGUCCCAAGCCAUGUGGAAGGCCAGCCAUGUCCUUAUCAAGUCUUUGUUUCCUGAGGGGAAUCCUGCCAAGGUCAACCUGAAAAGGCCCCCUACUGCAGGGUCACAGUUCAAAGCAUCCGUGGCCACGCUGAUGAAAAAUCUACAAACCAAGAACCCAAACUACAUCAGGUGUAUCAAGCCGAAUGAUAAAAAAGCAGCACACAUCUUCAGUGAGAGUCUAGUGUGCCAUCAGAUCAGGUACCUGGGUCUUAUGGAGAAUGUUCGAGUGCGGCGGGCAGGCUAUGCCUUCAGGCAGGCCUAUGAACCUUGUCUAGAAAGAUACAAAAUGCUUUGUAAACAGACAUGGCCUCACUGGAAAGGACCAGCAAGGUCUGGGGUAGAGGUUCUGUUUAAUGAAUUAGAGAUUCCUGAGGAAGAAUACGCCUUUGGUAGAUCAAAGAUUUUCAUCCGAAACCCGAGAACAUUAUUCAAAUUAGAAGACCUAAGGAAGCAGCGACUCGAGGACUUGGCCACUCUCAUUCAGAAGAUUUAUCGGGGGUGGAAAUGCCGCACACACUUCCUGCUCAUGAAAAAGAGCCAAAUUGUGAUUGCUGCAUGGUACAGGAGAUUCGCGCAACAAAAAAGGUAUCAGCAGAUAAAGAGUUCUACCUUGGUAAUUCAGUCUUAUAUCCGGGGUUGGAAGGCUCGAAAAAUCUUGCGGGAGCUGAAGCAUCAGAAGCGCUGUAAGGAAGCAGCCACGACCAUUGCAGCUUACUGGCAUGGUACCCAGGUACGCAGGGAGUAUAGGAAAUUCUUUAGAGCAAAUGCUGGGAAGAAAAUCUACGAGUUUACACUUCAGAGACUUGUACAAAAAUACUUGCUGGAAAUGAAAAAUAAGAUGCCUUCCUUAUCGCCAAUAGACAAGAAUUGGCCAUCAAGACCGUACCUGUUCUUGGAUUCAACUCAUAAGGAGCUAAAAAGGAUUUUCCACUUGUGGAGGUGUAAAAAAUACAGGGACCAAUUCACAGACCAGCAGAAACUUAUUUACGAAGAGAAACUAGAAGCCAGUGAACUCUUCAAAGACAAGAAGGCUUUAUACCCAUCUAGUGUUGGGCAGCCAUUCCAAGGAGCUUACCUGGAAAUCAAUAAGAACCCUAAGUAUAAGAAACUCAAAGAUGCCAUUGAAGAAAAGAUCAUCAUUGCUGAAGUUGUGAACAAAAUUAACCGUGCUAAUGGGAAGAGUACAUCCCGGAUUUUCCUCUUAACAAAUAAUAAUCUUCUUCUUGCUGACCAAAAGUCUGGACAAAUCAAGUUAGAGGUUCCCCUGGUAGAUGUGACCAAGGUAUCAAUGAGCUCACAGAAUGAUGGCUUCUUCGCUGUCCACCUCAAGGAGGGUUCAGAAGCAGCCAGUAAAGGUGAUUUUCUCUUCAGCAGCGACCACCUGAUUGAAAUGGCCACCAAGCUCUAUCGCACAACUCUCAGCCAAACCAAACAGAAGCUCAAUAUUGAAAUUUCCGAUGAGUUCCUGGUACAGUUCAGACAGGAUAAAGUAUGUGUGAAGUUUAUUCAGGGCAACCAGAAAAAUGGGAGUGUCCCAACGUGCAAACGAAAAAACAACCGUCUCCUUGAAGUAGCUGUCCCUUAACUGGCACCUCGUCUGCUUUCAUGGACUUGUUUCUUUGUAAUAGUGCAAUUUGGUUUCGUUUUGUUUGGGUUUCGUUGUAUUUUCGGGAAUUGUCAAAGGCUAACGGAGAGUCCCUUGGCAAAAUAAAUAAAAGUAUUUGACUAAUCAGUUUUUAUUAUGGGAAUAGUUUAACCCUUAAAUCUACAUUCUGUCCUGGGAUAGAAUUAUAGAAACUAACAGUGUCUGUUUCUAAGUCAUAUGUUUUUUUCUUUAGUUACCAUGUGUACCCUCAAUCAACAUAUUACUCAUAGAUCAUUAAUACAUACUAAGUGUAGGAAAGGGUCUUAAAAGAUAGUGCAUUCAUUUAUCAAAUAUUUAUUGAAUGCCUGUGCUAUGCUGGGCACUAUGCUAAGUGAUUUUUACUAGGAGCCUUUUUAUUUUAAGGCUGUUGCAUUCUGGCUGGUUGUGCUGCUUUAACUGCAGCGAGGAAGGUUUGAAGAGGUUGAGGCCAAACAAUGACUGCUGACAAUGGACAACAUUGGUAGGAACCCCGUAGCAUGGUCAUAAAUAAUACAUGUUUCAGAAAGGGCUGGUCCUGCGAGGAAUAGAAACACAUAAUUGUGUAAAAUCCAUUUGCCUUUUUUUUUUUUUUUGAAAUAUAAUUGACAUUGAACAGGACUUCUGAUUUGUUCAGGUCUCCUGUAACUACUUUUAACAGUAGUAAACAGAAGUCGUUCUUAUUUUAGAAAAGUGACUGAGCAGUCCAAUAAGAUUAUAUACUCCUUUGUCUGGUAAGCAUCAUAUAGGAUCCUAGAUGUGCUAAAAUCUGCAGUAUUGAUUUCACCCAAUUUUGAGCAGCUCUUUUAAACAGCUAACACUGUAAAGAAAGGCUGAACGUCUUGCAGAGAGUGGCAGACAUUCUGUAUGAUGUGCAAUAAAACACCCAAUUCUUUUUGAAAGUUUUAUUUAUAAUACAUUUUUGUAUGAGAGCGGUGAUUGGUACCAGGUGCAUAUUUUAGUCAAGGAUCAAAAUUAAGUUUGUUUUAAUUUACUGGGCUUUUUUUUUUUAUUCUUUCAAAUUUACAAUAAGGAUUCAUUUUAGAAACUGCAUUUUAAACUUUGGAAUCAAAUUGUUUCUUAUUUGGGAAAUAAUGUAUAUACAUUAUGUUAAAUAAUAAAAUUGUUCUAAUUUGGUGCCAUUUGCUGAAUCACAACUGUAUUUUUAUAUUUCAAACUAUUUUCAUGUGUCAUGUGUCAAUGUAUCAUCUCACAGAAAAGCUCUACAGUCCAAACAUUAUAUAAUCUCCUUGUUAAUUGAUUUUCACUAAUCUUUUAUAAAUCAGAAACAGUUGUUGAAAAUAUUUUCUGGGAACUUUUGUUGAUUUUUGUAUCUAAAAAGUUGUUCACAUAAAGAAAUUCUCAGAGGU
Messenger RNA from Castor canadensis (American beaver), 4852 nucleotides. The record is from RefSeq and is a predicted model, not a curated record. Lineage: Eukaryota; Metazoa; Chordata; Mammalia; Rodentia; Castoridae.